Messenger RNA from Trichoderma virens Gv29-8, 594 nucleotides. RefSeq lists its product as uncharacterized. The transcript has 3 exons. The record is from RefSeq and is a predicted model, not a curated record. Gene Ontology annotation, biological process: telomere maintenance via recombination; tRNA threonylcarbamoyladenosine modification. Gene Ontology annotation, cellular component: nucleus; EKC/KEOPS complex; cytosol. Lineage: Eukaryota; Fungi; Ascomycota; Sordariomycetes; Hypocreales; Hypocreaceae. The coding region runs from base 1 to 594 and encodes 197 amino acids.
AUGGCCGUCGAAACCGUAGAGCUCGAGCAUGUGCCGUCGUCGUACCGAAUCUACCUCGCCCUCUUCCGCAAUGUGAAAAACGCCGCCUUCUUGCAUCAGCAGCUCCUCGCGCGCAACGCCGGGUUCGAAUAUGCCUUUAUCGAUGCUUCGACGAUCGUCUCGCGCAUCCAUCUUCUUUCGGCCGUCUUCAAGGCAGUGAACAGCUCAGUGAACGGGGCGCUACGAACGCCAAACGUCCAUUCAGAAACAGUCGUAUCGCUAAGUUCCUCAAGUAAUAUUGCCGACGCAUAUCGACGCUUCGGCGUUUCGCCGUCCACCACCGAUCUAUUCGUCGUCAAGAUUGCGUUUCCGAGCGACAGCAACCCCGUACCUCCAUCCGCCGACGCUAUUUCGCAGCAUCUCACAGACAACGUCGAGGGAGAUGCCGUACCCGCUACCGACGACACUAUCGAGACGAUUACAGACGUUCGCACUGUUCGCAAGAGCUAUAAGCUCAACGGUCUGGCGUGGUUGGACAAUAUCAAGGACGAAUUGGUGAAGCGCAAAGAAAUUGAAAGGCUUGUUCUUGGGGGCAUGGCACUACGGGGCGUAUGA